AAAUGGUGAAGUUCUCAGUGGCACUCAAUGAGGAAGCAAACAAGCACGCAGCAGAGGAGUUUGGGUCCUGCAGCAGAGCAACCGCAGGCAGAGCAGCUCCUCAUCUGUUGUUGUUGCCGGAUUAUGUUUUUUACGAGACAGGAAACGAGACAAGCACAGAGACUGAACCAAGGAGGACUUCUUUAACUGUGUUAUCAGAAACAUCUUCAACACAGCAGUAACUCAGAAAGGACACCAGAGAAACCUCUUAUAUGAAGGUAGUUAAUGCAGUUUUAAAUUGGACAGAAAUUCAGCAGCAGGCAAGUCAAAUUUUAAAUGGGUACCAAGGAGAAAGAUUCAGAACCUGCAGCUCAGCCACCAUCAAAGGAGCAGGAAUUACCAGAGAAGGAAAAGGACUCUCCAGUUGAGCAUCCUCAAACAUCUGAGACCACCGACCCUCUCAAUACAUACAAGUGGCAUACUGGCUCCAGGGGAAUGCUCAAUGAGCAAAGAGAAGAAGGAGAUGGUGCUGCAGCUUCUUCUACAUCUACUAUUGACAAGAUUCAGAAGGCCUCCAGCAACAAAUGGACCAAGAUGCAAAAUUGGCGCAAAGCUCUGAGCGAGGAUCCCACAGACAAAAAUUCAACCGGCGGGAAAUGUGGAGAGGGACUUAAGGCUGAGAAAGGUGCAGGGAUGACCAGAAAGAAUCCGUUCAGAAGGGCCCUUUCAGAGCCUCCUGGAUCUCUUUUUGCAGCUCUGACGCCUUCCUCCAGUUCUGCCAGCUCAGCUCAAGCAGCUUCAUCCUCUACAUCAGCUGCAGCAGAGGCUUCAGCGGGUUCCUCCAGUGACCCCUUGACAAAAGGAGGUGGAGGGGCAAUCUUUAAAAAGUACCUGUUGAAUGUGACAAAGAAGCUCAAGAGGCCUAAGCUGCAGAGCCGCCACAGCGAGCAUUUACUUUCAGAUUUGGAGGAGGUUGUACCGGCGCAUGCUAUAGCCUGUGAACCUGCAAGACAACUAUGGGUUCCACCUCAGGAGGUCCCCUUAUGGGACAUCAACAACUGUGUCCUGGAAGAUGGACAAAUCCUCAUUUCUCAAGAGGAUGAGCCAAUGACUUGGAUCCGAAACCGUGUCAGCAGCUGCUUGUCCAACCUCAGCGUGCAGAACUUCGCUGAAAUGGAUGCAGAAUGCAGCCCUGACAACAUUGGCCUUCCAGGCGGUCCUCGGCCAACAACCCAGAAUGGUGGUGUGCGGGCACUGAUCAAACGCCGCCUGGAUAAGGCCAAAAGGAACAGUGCCACCCAACUGAACCCAGGUUUAAACAAACUAAGCAGGCAAUAUGGUUCCCGUGAGUCUGUAUCAGUUCCAGUGGGGAGUCUGGAUCUGAGCGCUGACACCAGUACUGUCAUCAGACCGGUCCACAGUUCCAUUUUAGGGGAAAAGUACUGCUUUGAGGUGAUAAGUUCUGAAAAUACCCACUGCUUUGGCUGCUCCUCGGCUGCUGAACGGGACCGCUGGAUUGAAGACCUCAGACGUGCUGCUCAGCCCAAUAAGGAUAACAUCGAGCGCACUGAGAAUUCCUUGAGUCUGUGGGUUAACGAAGCAAAGGAUCUUCCACCCAAACGACGUUACUACUGUGAAGUUCACCUAGAUGGAACCUUGUUUGCCCGCACAAGCAGCAGAGCUGUUGGCAAACCAACUAAUCGCUCCAGCAUGGCCGGGGACAAUGCCUCCGGGUCUUCAGGAGGCCUGGGGACUGGUGGGGGGGUGGCUGGAGGCUGUCAAUUAUUUUGGGGGGAGUUCUUUGAGCUUGACAACCUUCCCUCUUUCUCCCAAAUCACCCUGCACCUCUUCCGCGAGGAAGACUCCAAGAAGAAGCGCCACUCCCGAGAUGAGUCCAGCCUGCAUCCGCUGGGCAGUGUGACCAUACCUAUGGCAGAUAUCCAAGGGAGGACCUAUCAGGAGAAGUGGUAUCCCAUCACAUCUUUCAAGGCUUCGGCCUCAGCUGGGAACAAGGAGGUGUUGUGUCCACAAGCUUCUUUGCGCAUCAGGGCCCGGUUCCAGAACCUGAAAGUGCUGCCGAUGGAAAAAUACAAAGAGUUUGCAGAGUAUGUGACAGUGAAUUAUUUAGAAAUGUGUGGAAACCUGGAACCGCUCCUCAACGUGAAAGAGAAAGAGGAGCUGGCAGGAGCUCUGGUCCACGUACUCCAGAGUAUCGGCAAAGCCAAGGAAUUCCUAAUUGAUUUGGGUGCAGCAGAGGUGGAACGACUCGGUGAGAAGGAAGCAUUGAUCUUUAGAGAAAACACACUGGCCACAAAAGCCAUAGAUGAAUAUAUGAAGCUGGUUGGCCAGAAGUACCUCAUUGACACACUAGGGGACUUUAUCCACCGGCUUUACGCCUCAGUGGAGAACUCUGAAGUUGACCCACUCAAAUGCCCUGGCAGUGAGCUGUCCAGCAACCAGCAGCACUUGAGGGAAACCUGUGAAGAUGUGGUGCAGAAGAUUAUUGAGAUACACGGACCUUUUCCUGAAGAAUUAAACAAGAUCUUCUCCAACUGGAUGGAGCUUUGUGAAGACCAGGGGAAAGCAGAAAUUGGGCAGCGUCUGAUCUCUGCCUCCCUCUUCCUUCGCUUCUUAUGUCCUGCUAUUCUGAGUCCUUCUCUUUUUGGCCUGACACAAUCAUAUCCGGAGCCGAACACCCUGCGGACCCUCACCUUAACUGCCAAAGUCAUCCAGAAUCUGGCCAACUUCACCUUGUUUGGAGAGAAGGAGGAGUACAUGCUGUUCAUGAAUGAGUUCCUGCAGCAGCACUGGGACGGAAUGAGGUGUUUUCUGCAAACAGUGUCCAGUCAAGACACUGAAAUCCCAAUGACGUCCUUUGAUGGUUAUGUAGAUUUGCCCCUGCGUCUGGCCGUGCUACAUGGCCUCCUGGUGGACAUUAUCUAUAAGAAGGAGCAGGACACAAUUGAUAAAUUGCAUCCUCUGCCUUCAAUCCUGAACCAGAUAAGUGAAUCACUUGGUCCUAAAGCACCUCGGAUCAUUGUGAACAGCCAUACAGAACAUUCCAAACCAAUGUAUGUUCCUCCUAAAGACUUGAAAAAGUACAGUCCUCUUCAGUCUUCUCUCCAGAGGCUGCCUGUGGACUCCAAAGCCAUGCGAGACAGACCUCGCAGGAGCAUGAGAGAGAGGAAACCAGUGGCCAGAACUCAGAGUGCUCCACACAGACGUCCGGGUCACAGCAAACAAGCCCUGAAGAGGCAGACAAGUUCGGAAGCUCUGCCGACAUCUGACCAUGAGCAAGAGAUGGAGGCCAACCAGCCUGUUAUCACCCCACCAAAUACCAGUGUAAGCAUCAAGCGUCCACCUGCACCAGUUCCAUGGAUCGUCAACCCAAACAGGGACUCGGGUGAGAUGGAAGCUGAGAACGAGCAGUUCAGUUUACUGGACCGGCAUGCCCAGGAGCUGUCCGAGCUCCGUCUGGGGAUAGAGCAGGUGACGGAGCGGGAGCUGGACAUGGCCAAGCGUCUCGAGGACUUCAUCAUCCAAAGUCAGGACCAGAAUGCAAUGCUGCAAGUUGAGGUGAAUGAGCUGAGGAACAUGCUGGUGGUGCGAGAGGAACAGCUCGCCAGUGCCACCUUCAGGUUGGGAGUGAUUGAAGAGGAAAGGGAAGAAGAUGAGAGGAAACUUAGUGUUGCACUUGCAGCAGCCGAUAGAAUGAAUGUGUUGGAGGAACAGUUUGCAGGCCUGAUGAAGGACCUGAAGCAGCUCAACGAGGCCUACAGCAGCAGCCAGAACAAGAUACAGCAACCCGAAAAACCCCACAUCAACAGCACCUGAGCCUGGACAGAGACAGAAAAUCCAUACUUUUCAUUUUGUAUAAAUGUCUGUGCUGAGCUCAAUAGACCUUUAAGGUUUAUCCGCAUUUCUGCUUGUUUUGUAUCGAAAUCUCAAAUGUGUUUAACUUGUAAACCUUUCUAAUAAUUAAAGAAACUACAAAGUGUCUCAUCUGUCAAUUUUAAAUCUAAUUAUUACAAUAAAAUAAAUGUAACUGA
This is a messenger RNA of Girardinichthys multiradiatus, 4028 nucleotides long. It is a transcript of the gene rasal3, whose product is annotated as RAS protein activator like 3. The record is from RefSeq and is a predicted model, not a curated record. Bases 316 to 3813 code for a protein of 1165 amino acids. Gene Ontology annotation, biological process: regulation of GTPase activity. NCBI's taxonomy places the organism in Eukaryota, Metazoa, Chordata, Actinopteri, Cyprinodontiformes, Goodeidae. The transcript is spliced from 19 exons.